Messenger RNA from Cetraspora pellucida, 330 nucleotides. The record is from the annotation of a GenBank genome assembly. Lineage: Eukaryota; Fungi; Glomeromycota; Glomeromycetes; Diversisporales; Gigasporaceae.
AUGAUUGACAGCAAUUUAAAUCACGAUGAAAUAAGUCUUUAUCUUGACACCCGCUAUGUUUUUGCAUCAGAAGCUUCUUGGCGAUUACUGCAUUAUUGUCUCUAUGACAGAAGUCCAGCUGUUAUACCUCUCCAAGUUCAUCUUCCUGGACAACAUAGAAUAAUAUUUACUGAUGAUGAAUGCUUGCAAUAUAUGUUUAACUGUGCUAAAACCAAAAAAACUACCUUUACAGCAUGGUUCGAUGCAAACUUAGAAUAUCCUGAAGCAAGAAACCUUAACUAUGAAGAUUUUCCAACUAAAUGGGUUUAUAACAAGCGCACAUAUAAAUAG